AUGGAGGAGUAUGAGAAGUUCUGUGAGGAAAGUCUCACCAGAUUCCAAGCAGCAUCUCUCUCUAAGGAGAGUUUCCUACCUCCGCCGUCGGAAGGCGUCUCACUGAUUCGCUUCCAUGGAGUGGCUGUUCUUUCUCCACUGCUUAACGUUGAGAGAAGAAAGGAAAUGCAACAAGAAAAGCAGAAAGCACUUGAUGUCGAAGCAAGAAAGCAGGUUAAUAGGAAGAAAGCUUUAUUGACUCGAGUCCAGGAGAUUCUUGAAAAUGUUCAGGUUAGAAAAGCACCUAAUGCCAGUGAUUUUGAUGUGUGGGAAACUGAAACAGUGUACUCGAAUUCAGAACUCACAGACUUGAAUAUUCCUGCUACAUUUUCAAAUAGCUUGCCAAGCCCUCCUGAACACUGUACUUCAGCAAAGCUUGAAAGAAGAACUAGAAUUUUGCCCUUGGCUAAUGAGGACCAAUGUCCAUCAGUAGGAGUAGACUUAGCUAGUGACUCGGAAGGACUUAGUGCCCCGAAGCAGCAUGAUAGUUCAGCUAUUAGCCACACGGAAAACGAAGCUUCUCCAAAGGGCUCUGUAGCAGUCCUACAGGAGACUCUGAUUUCUGAUCGUCUGUCCCCCGGAAAAGAAGAACAGAGUCCGCAGCUCUUGGAAGAAACUCCUCCUGACCCCUACAUAAUGAGUCUUCAAAACCUGAUGAAAAAGUCAAAGGAAUAUAUAGAAAGAGAGCAGUCCAGGCGUGGUCUGAGAGGCAGUGCAAAGAGGAUUUUUAAUGAGAGCCAUUCAGACAAAGAAAAUGAUGCCGUUAAAGUGACUGCCUGUGUGAAGGAGAAAGCCCACGUGAUGGGCAAACACUGCAGCUCCGUUAUUCCCGACAAACCAAGCCUUAACAAGUCAAACGUGCUUCUCCAGGGUGCUUCUUCAAGCAGUGGGCACACACCCAUGUUAGCUAGCUUUUCUAAAGCGGACAUACCUGUACGCACUGGCCACCCCACUAUUUUAGAUUCUGAUUCGGAUUUUAAAGUAAUGCCCUCUCUCGUUUCUGACAACAAUGUUAUCAAAAAUCUUCCAAGUUCAUAUGCCAAAUUACCUAGUCCUGAGCCAAGUCUGAGUCCAAAAAUGCAUCGAAGAUGUUCUCGGCCGUCCUCGGCGUGUCAUAUCCUCAUAAAUAACCCAGUAAAUGCCUGUGAACUGAGCCCCAAAGGGAAAGAGCAGGCUGUGGACCUCAUUGUUCAAGGUAGUGAUGAGAACACGAACAUGCCUGAAAUUGUGCCAAAGGUACCCCUUGAUUUAACCGCAGAAUGUCCAAGCAGGGAUCAUGACAACAGAAGUCAGCCUGAGGCUGUCGAAGAAACAGCUUUAAGUAAAUCAAAUCAGGUAUGUCCAUCUUCAGGAAAUCGAUUAGAAAAUGAAAUUAUUCCUGGACUUGAUGUUGAGGAAAGUCACGGCACAUCUGAUGGCAGGGGACCACACAAAACGGACAGUCCCUGCACCACCGUCCUGAGAUUGCACGAGCCAUGUGGCACUGAGCAAUGUGUGGUGAGUCAACACUUCGAGACCGCGGGUGGGCCUCAGCCAGCCAGUGUGCUCGAGAAAAGCGCCUGCCCCGUUCCGAUGGGAUUGAAUAAGUCUUACGAUGUGAAGAACCCGUCUCCUUUACUGAUGCAGAAACAGAAUGAUAGGCAGCAGACGGGCACGCCUGCACUGUCCUGCGGAAGCGAGCCAUUUUUGGAAAACAGUUUUGAGAACGUCAAACGGAGACUUGAUUUAGAUAUGGAUGAUUUGCAAAAAGAAAACCACCCUUACGUCCUAACAACUGGAAUAGCUGAACAGGAAAAGCAAGCUCUGGAGAAAAGAUACCCUAAGGAAUAUGUUUGCAUGAACAAAAACAAAAUCUUGGAAAACAGCUUAAAAGAAGGUGAGGAGAUAUUAAAAUGCAAGAUGUUAGCUUUGGAAGAAAUGCGGAAGAGACUAGAAGAACAGCAUGCCCAGCAGUUAUCACUCCUCAUUGCGGAGCAGGAGAGAGAACAGGAAAGACUGCAGAAGGAAAUAGAAGAGCAGGAGAAAAUGUUUAAAGAGAAGAAGGUGAUGGCCGUUGAUGCCUCCGACCUGGACAGUCACAGUGCGGUGGAGUUGGACUGGAGGAAAAGAAGUGACUCUGGCUUGCUCGAAACAAUGCCGUCUCCAGUGGACUCGCCCCGUACUUCACAUUCAAAUAGUUCUGUUUUCAUGAAUUCUGCCCUGCAACAUAGCUUUGGUUCUGCAAACGAAUCACCAUUCUACCUCUGGGGAUCGUCAGCUAGUGGCAUGACUAAGAUCUCAGUCAGAAGACCUUUUGGCAGGGCCAAAACCAGAUGGUGUCAGAUUUUCAGUCCAGAAAUACAAGCAAAAUUCAACAAAAUAAGUGCCGUGGCAAAAGGAUUUCUUACUCGCAGGCUUAUGCAGACAGAGAAGCUGAAACAACUUCAGCAGACUGUGAAAGAUACUAUGGAAUUCAUGAGAAGUUUUCAGUCAGAAGCACCGUUAAAGAGAGGAGUGGUUUCAGCACAAGAUGCGUCCCUUCAAGAAAGAGUGUUAGCGCAGUUACGAGCUGCCCUUUAUGGUAUUCAUGAUAUUUUCUUUGUGAUGGAUGCAGCUGAAAGAAUGUCUAUUCUACAACACGAUCGAGAAGUUCAAAAAGAGAAAAUGCUCAGGCAAAUGGAUAAAAUGAAAAGCCCACGAGUGGCUCUUUCAGCUGCAACACAGAAGUCUCUUGAUAGGAAGAAGUACAUGAAAGCUGCUGAGAUGGGAAUGCCAAAUAAGAAAACUCUCGUUAAACAAAAUCCUUCUGAAACAAGAGUCCUUCAGCCAAACCAGGGACAGAAUGCACCUAUACACAGACUGCUUACCAGACAAGGAACCCCUAAGACAUCAGUGAAGGGGGUUGUGCAAAAUAGACAGAAGUCUUCACAGAGCAGAGUGCCUAGCAGAGCGCCUGUUUCAGGAGCAUAUGCAGGAAAAAUCCAAAGAAAGCGGCCAAAUGUUGCGACAAUUUAA
Messenger RNA from Elephantulus edwardii (Cape elephant shrew), 3033 nucleotides. RefSeq names its product centriolar coiled coil protein 110kDa (gene CCP110). The coding region runs from base 1 to 3033 and encodes 1010 amino acids. Gene Ontology annotation, biological process: regulation of cytokinesis; centriole replication; centrosome duplication. Gene Ontology annotation, cellular component: centriole. The transcript is spliced from 14 exons. Lineage: Eukaryota; Metazoa; Chordata; Mammalia; Macroscelidea; Macroscelididae. The record is from RefSeq and is a predicted model, not a curated record.